CUCUGUUCAGCGGUUCUCUAUUGCUCUCUCGCGCACUGCAUAAUGAUUACACGGCAAUUAUGAACUCCCUCUUUCGUCCCCGGCUGAGUCCACCUCGGACGAUCUUUGCACAAGGGCGAUUGCGGUGCGGAUUUCGCCCAUGCCGCCUGCCCGCUCCCAUACGCUUUGCCACGACGUCCACGCCCGGCUCUAUAUCCAGAAAACUCGACCUGCUAGCAAUUGAUAGAAAAUGGCAGGAGAAAUGGAAAUCGGACGGGCUGUCACCACCCGAGGCUCCCGUGACGGAACAGGGAAUGGUCGGAGAUGCGACGGAGAAAAAGCCCAAAGCUUACGUUUUGUCCAUGUUUCCCUACCCCUCGGGGACGCUGCAUAUGGGUCACUUGCGGGUUUAUACGAUCUCGGAUGUGCUCUCGCGGUUCUACCGUAUGCGCGGUCAUGAGGUCAUCCAUCCAAUGGGUUGGGAUGCCUUUGGGUUACCGGCGGAGAAUGCGGCUAUCGAACGCGGCAUUAAUCCUGCCGAUUGGACCAAGGAAAACAUUACGAAGAUGAAGGAUCAGCUUCGGAGUAUUUCAGCCUCUUUUGAUUGGGAUCGGGAACUGGCAACCUGCGCACCCGAAUUCUACGAACACACGCAACGGAUAUUUCUGAUGCUCUAUAAACAAGGCCUAGCAUAUCAGGCGGAAGCUCUCGUCAACUACGACCCAGUCGAUAAGACCGUGCUGGCAAAUGAGCAGGUUGAUGCGAAUGGCUUCUCCUGGCGCUCUGGGGCCAAGGUCGAACAAUUGAACUUGAAGCAAUGGUUCUUUCGGAUUACAGCCUUUAAGGAGGCCCUACUGAAGGACCUCGAUUCUCUAUCGGGCGGCUGGCCGGACCGGGUAGUCUCGAUGCAGCGCAACUGGCUCGGAAAAUCAUACGGCGCCAAAGUCACAUUUCCUGUAUCAGUCGGUGAGGGCGGAGGCGCGCAACGCGAUAUCAAUGUCUUCACAACCCGACCCGACACACUCUACGGUGUAGAGUAUCUCGCCCUUUCGUUAAACCAUCCUAUUGUACAGGCGGCUGCGCAGGAGGAUGCGGGCCUCCGCAAAUUUUUGGAGGAGGCUGCCUCUCUUCCGCCGGAUUCCAAGGUUGGAUAUCAGCUGCCGACCGUGAGCGCUUCGAACCCAUUGCAUAUCAUCGACAAGGAGACUCCCCACAUUGCCCGGAGGCUGCCCGUGUUUGUCGCGCCCUACGUUCUCGGCGAUUAUGGUGAAGGCGCAGUAAUGGGAGUCCCCGGUCAUGACUCGCGAGACUUGGCAUUUUUCAAAGAUAACAUGAAUCCUGAAGAAAUCGCCAUUGUGGUCCAACCAGAGCGCCCAGCGGAGACAAAGGAAGCAAACCCCGGUGUGGUGUCCGCCAGCCAGGCCGAGGCUUUCACCCAGGAAGGGUUCCUGACAUCACGUUGCUGGAAGUACCAGGGCCUGCAUUCCCGGGAAGCCAGUGAGCAGAUAGUGAAGGACCUGGUCCGUGUCGAACAUGGAGAUUUUGUCGAACAGUGGCGGCUGAGAGACUGGUUGAUUAGCAGACAGCGUUACUGGGGAACCCCGAUCCCCAUCAUUCACUGUGGUGACUGUGGUUCUGUACCGGUUCCGGAUGACCAGCUUCCUAUAGAGCUGCCCAAAAUCGAGGGAGAAUGGCUCAAAGGAAAGCGUGGCAAUCCCCUCGAGUCCAAUGAAGAAUGGGUGCACACGGAAUGUCCAGAAUGCGGCGGUUCUGCGCGACGCGACACCGACACCAUGGACACUUUUGUGGAUUCUUCGUGGUACUAUCUGCGCUACUUGGAUCCCGCGAAUAAGGCAUCGCCGUUCUCGCCGUCCAAAGUCCGGCCCGUCGAUGUUUACGUUGGAGGUGUCGAGCACGCCAUAUUGCACCUGCUUUACGCUCGCUUCAUCUACAAGUUCCUCUCCCAGUCGGAGCUAUUCCCGGAGAUCUCCCAUGCCGGUAGCCUUGCGGGCCCCGCGGAGCCGUUCAAGACCUUGCUCUCUCAAGGAAUGGUACACGGCAAGACCUUUUCGGACCCAUCGACUGGUCGAUUCCUCCAUCCUUCCGAGGUGGACGUCUCGAGCCCAGACAAGCCUCUGAUAAAGGGAACAGAGAUCACGCCCAGUGUAUCCUUUGAGAAAAUGUCCAAGAGCAAGCACAACGGUGUUGACCCCACCAGCUGCACUUCAACCUACGGUGCUGACGCUACCCGCGCGCACGUGCUCUUCUCGGCCCCUGUUAGCGAAGUGCUGGAAUGGGACGAGGAAAAGAUUGUGGGGAUUGAGCGGUGGUUUAAGCGGCUCUGGAAGGUCGUGUUGGAUGCGAACGAACGAUUCGCAUCGGAGUCUGCUCCCCUCCGUAUCAACCAGUCUGGCUUGAUGACGCCCUCUGGCCACGCCAUUCUUCUCCCCAGUUCCCUCGAGAGUCUCGGCGACAAUGACGUAAACUCUAUCCUCUUUACUCACCGGACCAUAUCGUCCAUUACCCACUGCAUCGAACACAAUCCCUACGGAUUGAACACGGUCAUCUCCGAUUUGACGAAACUGACCAAUACACUGUCGUCAUCGGCCCCCGAUUCUCCGCAAAUCCUCUACCUGUGUGUCUCGUCACUCCUCCGUCUCCUGGCCCCAGUUGCACCCGGGCUCUCCUCCGAAAGCUGGGAGAUCCUGAAUCGUGCCGUGCUCGGCGACGCCACAGCAAGUGUACCCACAGUCUUCGACUGCCCGUGGCCGACUCCACUCCUGAGCCCCGAACAAGCGGACGCUCUGUCCACACGGGGAGGCCAAACCGUCGCAGUGCAGAUCAACGGGAAAUUGCGAUUCAGCGUCACGAUCCCACGCCGACUGUCAGCGACGACGACGCCGGCCGACUCUGGUCGCCAAGGCGGUCCUACUGUCGAAGAGCAAGCGUGGAUCAUCGACCGUCUCCUUGAUACUGAGGAGGGACGGGUGUGGUUGCGGGAGAAGAACGAUUGGGAGAAGCGACGGCGGGUGAUUGUUGUUAAGGGGGGGAAGCUGGUGAAUGUUGUAUUCUAGCCUGGGUUGGGCCAUUCCGAUCGUUUGGUGGUUGAAUAGACCGUAUAUUUAAUCGACGUGUAACUAUAG
Aspergillus candidus is the source of this 3122-nucleotide messenger RNA. RefSeq names its product leucine--tRNA ligase NAM2. Gene Ontology annotation, cellular component: mitochondrion. The transcript is spliced from 3 exons. Lineage: Eukaryota; Fungi; Ascomycota; Eurotiomycetes; Eurotiales; Aspergillaceae. Gene Ontology annotation, biological process: mitochondrial translation; leucyl-tRNA aminoacylation. The record is from RefSeq and is a predicted model, not a curated record. Gene Ontology annotation, molecular function: aminoacyl-tRNA deacylase activity; ATP binding; leucine-tRNA ligase activity. The coding region runs from base 60 to 3053 and encodes 997 amino acids.